Amblyraja radiata (thorny skate) is the source of this 4046-nucleotide messenger RNA. RefSeq names its product muscular LMNA-interacting protein (gene mlip). The transcript has 17 exons. NCBI's taxonomy places the organism in Eukaryota, Metazoa, Chordata, Chondrichthyes, Rajiformes, Rajidae. The coding region runs from base 299 to 3559 and encodes 1086 amino acids. The record is from RefSeq and is a predicted model, not a curated record.
CCAUUAUCAGUCUAGCUGCACGAAGGUUCGGCUCCAGAAGGUUCACAGUGCUGUGAAUUACAACAAGUGGAUGCCUUUUUAAAAAUAACACAUUGGUUUGGAUUGCAGAAGCGUAACUGUUUUGGUGGCACCGAAAAUAAACAAACAGGAGGAAGACACUUUACUUAGUAAGACACUUUGGAAACGUUCAUGCCCGUGCCCUUGAAGAUCAUCUGCGUUUUGUUUUGGGUUUUUAAGUGGAUAUUUAUCAUCAAAGGAUCCCCUUAUUGAAAAGAAGAAAGCCCAGCGGUGUUCGGUGAUGAAGUCAGUGGUCCACAUUAAUCAAACAGCCAAGCCCUUGGCCUUCUCGUUUGUGCCAACCAUUCGAAGACUCCCUGGUCACGUUCAAAUAGUCGAUACCAGAUUCUCUCACCAGCCCGGAAAACAGCGAAGCCCUGUGACCAGUUCAGCAAUGAUGAAUGAGGUUUUGUGCAUCACUGAAGAAGAACCCUCUCGAGAUGUUGGAGUGGAAGAGGGCAUUGUACAAGGCACUUCAAACCAAUGUUGGUUCAAUAAUGAAGGAACGCCUGCAUCUGCCGACGAAGCUUCACAAAUCCAGGGGAUUUUCAAGGCUGAACUCGUCUUUCUGACAGGCUCAUGUGGAAGCGAUGGUGAUUGCUUCUCUGGAGAAGAUGGAGCAGACCUCUCAGCAAGGACGUUGCCUUCGUUGUAUUUGCAUCCAAAUCCUUUAAUCUACGACAAAGGCACUUCUGUUGGACCGCAUGUUAUUGGGGAUGAAUCGAAGGUUCUUUUGUUUCAAGAUACUGAGGAGAAGCUGGACAGGACUUUGCAGGGAUCACUCUUUCAGUCAAAUACAUCUUCUCUGUCUCCUCAUAUGAUCAGUACCCAAUCACUAACCUCCACCCUUCAGAGUGAAGAUAGAUGUCCCACUGAUCAGAGGCGGGCUUGCCUUUCACCUGUGUCAAAUAAAUCGCCACUUUAUUUCAUUGCCAAUAGAAACACAGAAAAUAAAUCUUCCAGUUUGCCUAAGUCCAGUGUCUUGUCUGCAUCUGAGACGUCCUUCUUAUCUUCCAGUUCCUUACCUUCGGCACUUCAUACAAAAUCCCUGUCCCCAUCCAACUCUCCCGUCAAGACCUCCAAAGCAGCGUCUCUUCUCUACCCUCUAGCUCCAUUACACUCUCGGAGCUGCAGUGAUUUGCACUCUUCUGCAGUUUGGUGUUCCUCAUCCCUGCCCUCCUUGAGAUCCACAGUGGGGUCUUCGACGUGUGUACAGUCUUCACCUCAUUCUUCCAGCCCGAAUGUACGUUCUCCCACCUCUCAGCAACCAUCCCGUCACCGCUCCAGAACUCCUGACUCUUCCCAACAAGCCUCGGUACACAGUAAUUUAGCGAAACCUAGUGUCGGGUCCUCUCCCCCGACUCAGCUGUCAUUGUUAACUUCCAUGUUAAGAUCUGGAAAACUGACUCCAGCAUCAUCCUCAGUGCGGUCAGAAACAGUUUCCUCCCCUACAUACUUCAGCACCGCUGGUUUACGAUCUUCCAGCAAAUCGCCAUCCCCACAAACCUCACAGGCAUCUUCGUCCAGUCAAAAAGCCAGAACACUCUCUCCCACACCAGGGACCUGUUUCCAGAGCAGCUCUAGAAUGGCCUCAAAUGUUUCUUCUAUCUCGCCCAGAUCCACGUCCUCUCCUUUGUUCCCAAAGCCGGCGGCUCAUUCGGUUCAUUCCACUUCUACAUCGUUAUCCAAGAGGCAUAGAAAUAGUUCCAGAGAGAGAGCUCACACUCCGCCACCCUUUCCUUCUGCUCAACUCAAAGCUCAUCUCUUGAAGCUGGCUAAUUCCACACCCACGCUGUCUUCCUUGUGUCACGACUCAAAGCCUCCGAUAUCACCCCAUGUUUUCUUCCCAAUCCGUAGACAGCCUUCUCCUGUCCCACUGCACGAUUCCUCACAUCAAUCCCCUACCAUGCAGGAACAAGAACCUCUCUCAUCAAACAAAUGGUCGGACCCUUCACCCUCUAAAAGAUCUUGGCAGAAUUCUCCAUCUUCUCGCACUUCAAGUUUGAAUUAUUGCCCGGUAAAAUAUGAUCUUCCUUUGUUUGGAACGACACGACCUUCCCAUUCUCCUACUGCAAGCCCCUUCAGUACUUCCCCCAUCUUAGAACAGUCCGUAUCAUCUUCUCCGACCUCAGCUUCUUCAUCCCCCACUCCAGUGAAUUCAUUCUCUUCUUGCUCGACCCCAGUUAAUUCUUCCCUCAGCUCUGGUUUCCUUACUCCUACUCCCAUGGCUGUUGGUCCUCCUACCACUUCACCCACAUGGCAUCAAACCCCUCCUCGUUCCUCCUCUUUGAAGCCAGACUCCCAUUCCACCCCCCUGAAUUAUUCGUCCUCACUUAAACCUCCUACUCCAGAGCAGUUAUCUCGUCAACCUUCACCUCUUGCUAAAUUCAGUGGCAAUGUUAAUACUCCAGCUCACACUGCUGCUCGUUUCUCUAACCCCAGCACUGACCCACCAUUGCCUGGUCUUGUAACAUCCCCUCCACCACCAUCACCCACCCCAAGAGCCGGCACACAUUCUCCACCUUUACCCUGUUCCACUGAGACUAAGAAACCAGAACAACAGUACAAGAUCAAGUCACGCUAUAAGGCUUUUGCAGCAAUACCAACCAAUACACUGCUUUUGGAUCAGAAGGCCAUCGAUGAAGCAGUCAGUGACUCGAUGGGAUCUGCAGCACAAAACACAUCCGACGAAACCCAGUCACAAUUCCUUUUUGAGCCUGGCACUCUCAGGAAACAGUCUGAGGAACUGUAUGCUACUAUUGAGAAAGUACUGGAGGAUCCAUUGCCAAUGCGCUGCACGAGUUCUUCUCUCAAUUCCCCACAGAGGUCGUUGGAUGCAGGAGGCCGCCAACUUUUUAGUCCCACACCGAAAUCAGCUGGAAGAGAAACCAAAUAUGCGAAUCUCCAUCUGCCAUCAUAUGAGUCCACAGAGAAGAGAGCUACAAGACCUGGUGUAAUUCGUCCAGUUACUGUAAUGCAGAGGCAACCUGCAAUGCCCAAGAAGGAAGCCAAAUGCCCCAAUAGUUUCACGCAACAUACCGAUGAAAUCGAUGACACUGAAUUCAAAGAGUGGCUCUUCCCACUCUCUGCCAUCCUAACGUCUGUCUCACACCCCACUGCGUGCAAUGAAACUUACCGGAACAUGCCGUGCUCACAGGACAUAUCCCAGUCCAUUCCUCUAUCUCUCUCACCCGUCACUUGCCUAACCUCUGGAUCACGCAUUUGCUUCUCUCCCAUUGCCCCAUGUAAUUACUAUAUGACCUCUAACCUCUCUCGCAGCCUUCACUCCCUAUAUAUUAAGCCACAACACUCAAUAACAACAAUCCAUGAGAAUGAAGCUUUGGGCAUCAAUGAGCUUGUGAAUGCAACAACAAAACCAAUCAAAGAUCAGCUUCAGAGGAAAGGCACUGAGCGAGGAUCUAGGCGCUCACCAACGGAUUACCCUGGCAGUGAUGAGGAAGUAAGGAACGAGAACGAGGAACGAGAACAAACCAUCAAAUGAUGAAUGAAGGUGACAAGACUGUAAUAUGCUGUAGACCAUCUCCUGGUCUAACGUUUCAACUGAAAGCACAUUUAAAAAGAGCUUCUUGUAAAUAUGUAAUAAAAAAAUUCUAACCAUUACGAAGUGCUGCCAUUGUAACCACAAAAAAAAAAUCAAAUAAUGAUUACAUUAUUUAUUUAAUAAAAUCCCAACCCUUUUAAAAUUGCUGAUGAAGGAACAAGAAACUGCAGGUGCUUGGUUAUACACAAAAGGACACAAAGCACUGGAGUAACUGGGUGGGUAGGCGAGAUUCCCGGUUGAGACCCCAAAUAUCCAUGUUCUCCAGAGAUGCUGCCUGACCUGCAGAGUUACUGCAGCACUUUGUGUCCUUUUAAAAUUGCCAUCUGAUGAUAUUUACAAUGUAAACAUUCAAUGUGGUCAGAUAACAGUAAUUGCUCACAUUCUUCUGGAUGAGAAUCACCUGUAGCAGUAGAUAAAUGGGCAAUGA